AUUCAACUGAGGUGGACGGAACCCUUAACGUAGUAUCAGGUGUGGAAUGGAAGGACGAUCUAAAAGAUAAGAGUUCUACUUACUUCAAAAACGUGUCAUCUGUAGUUGCAAUUGAGGUAUACUUGCCGUUUUAUUUUCUAUGAAUGAAAGACUGACAAAAUCUUAUGCAUAAUACUCUGCAUAUUACCCUGUCGCUAAUUAUUAAAUCCCAGUUGUUAUCCCCUUAUAUUGUCAACCAAUAACCUACCAUGAAUGAGGCAAAAGCCGGAUGCCUGCACUAGUAUUUAGUUAAAUGAAUGCGCAGAUUUCUUUUUUUAACAAGGUGCGUUUGUGGCCUUUUCUUCUAAGAAAUAAAUUACUUGUAUUUUUAUAGAUCAACGAAAUCUAUGCUAACGAAAAGGAUUUUGUAUACGUUUUUGUUACAGGUUUUCGGUAUGUUGAAAUUUUUUAAUAUUUGAAAGUUACAAAGAAUAAUACACAAUAGCGAGUAAAAUCGUAGAAAGAAAUAUAUAGCUACAGUUGCAUGUAUAGUGUAGGCCUUUAGAGACAGAACGAAAAUUGCAAACUUGAUGGCAUGCACUUAAUUAUUCCACUAACAUGCAUUAUAUAUUUAGUCUAAGCAAGAAUAAGGUGGUGGUGGAAUUUAAGCUUGUUUGGCGAAAAAAGAUCAGUAAUCCUCUGGAAAGACUACAGAGCGAAACAAAAGAUGGAAAACUGGGAAAACUAGGAAUUGAGAAAAACAGCGUAAAAGAAAAAAGUUAGUUAUAUACAGUAUUAUUAAUGCCACAUGGCGCAUAACUAUUAUAUAUUUGAUUAGUUAAUCAUGAUUUAUUAAAUGUAUUAUUUUUACCCUAUCAUGAAUAAGCAAACCGCAUUUAACGAGCAAGCAGGGCCACCAGAGGGGGACAAAAAGGGACAAUUUGCCUCGGGCUUCCAAUUAAAAAAGGUAUUUCACUAUGGGGCGUGUCUUUGGGGUAUGUCUUUUUGGGUAACUUAUAGAAAACACAGGUCACCAUUUUGUAACUAUAUAAAACGAGUUUAACAGUAACAGUUUUAGUUUAUUUGUACAUUUCUGUUCCUAUAGUUUAAAUACCAGAUAAUUUGCCCACCAGCUAGACUUAGCGUCAUAAGAAAAUAUGAUUUAAUAUGUUCACAUGCCAUGCGACAUGAUGAGAUUUUACCAAAUAAUUUUUGCUUAAUUAAGGUAGGAUUUGGUAAAAUUUAUCACUUUAAUUUUCAUUUUAGCACCACCAACCGUAUCUUCCAACGAUACAUCAUAUUUUGGACUUCACAAAGCCGUUUUUAUCGUCGUGGUGUGUUUGGUGUCGCUCCUAGCGCCACGAAUUUUGUCCGAAUAA
Molecule: messenger RNA, 1358 nt
Organism: Paramuricea clavata
Lineage: Eukaryota; Metazoa; Cnidaria; Anthozoa; Malacalcyonacea; Plexauridae
Source: the annotation of a GenBank genome assembly